UGGCGGACACUGGCAACAAUCGUUGAUUACACUGACAACAAGAGUAAAACUUGCAAAACAAUGUCUGAAAGGCGCCCUAUCCCUCGAAAAAAGACUUCGAACUCUAGUAUUUCAUCACGAGCUUCCCAUGAUGGAUAUAGGAGGGAAUCCAUAKYGAGAAAUGAGCAUUUGAACGAGUGCAAAGCUGCUUAUCUUGCCGUUUUAAAAAGCACCAGUGAACCGAUCACUUCGAUGGAUGAAUUGUCAUUAGCUCUACAAUUCGGAGGAAGAAAUCCCUCAAGGAAAACAUUGCAGAAAUACUGGAAUCARGAUACAGAUAGUCUAUCCUACAAUGAAUUCUGUGACAUCAUGCAAAAGGAGAAGCCAACAUCCAAAGAUACUUUAUUAAAAGCCUUCAAAAAGAUUGACAUUAAUGGCGAUGGCUUUAUUACCUUUGAUGAACUUUCUAGACUCUUGACCAUGAGAGGAGAACGAAUGACCAAAGCAGAAGUCCAGACAAUACUUGAUGAAGCGGACUACAAUAAAGAUGGCAAACUUGAUUACAAUGAGUUUUGCAACAUGUUGACAACAACUUCCGAAGAAUGUACAAAAAAGAACAUGAAAAAGUUGGGUUUGACAAAUGACAAUGGAAGGUCUUCUASUAAUAAUUCACUUUAUGAAAGAAAGAGUUCUGCAAGCAGUGAUAGAAAGUUCUCCACAAACAGCACWAACAAUGAACGGAAGUUCUCAAACUCAAGGAAUGAGAGAAAGUUUUCUGCAAGCAAUUCAAAUGAGGAUAGCAAGGCUUCUCUAAGUAGUCUGAGAGAAAGGAGUGAUUCUAUGAACAUGAUGAAAAAGUCAAGUAAUUCAUCAGUUGACAGGCCAAUGAAUAUACUAAAUAAGGACAUUGAAGAACCACAGAACCUCAAGAUAUGGACAAAUGUCCARAGUAAAGGAAGUUUCUUCAUAGAGGAUGAUGGCUCCAUUGUCAGCCAUCACUACAUUCUUGUUUUACCAAAAGAGACUCAGAUAUGGCUGACAAUACAACCCAUACCAUCAAGAUCAGCUCCUUCAGAUCUAAGGUCAGUGGAUACAGAGCUUUUCAUUAUGAAUGACAAAACUGGAGAACUUGUGACAUUUACAGCUUCCAAGCUAGGAAUGAAAUAUUGCUUGGAAAGUACAUUAAGUAAAGGCAAGUACCACCUUGUGUCUCUCACCUCAGGAUGUCAUCUUGGUACUCGUAAGUUUGAGCCUACAAAAGCAGCCAAACUGACUCAAGGAUCUGGAGACAAUCUGAAGCUCACACAAACCUUCAGGACAGUUUUAACRGAGAUCUUUACCAGGUCAGAUCUUGACAGUAAUGGCUAUCUUAGCCGGAAGGAGUUUGACUUGUUUCAGAUGAGAACCAGUGGAGAGCAGUGUGAUGACGAUGCAUGGGAGGUCAUGACAGAAAAUUUUGAAAUGAAUAAUGAUGAAGAAAUCACKCUAAAAGGAUUCCUUGAYUURAAUCUAAUGGAAGCCAAGGAYGCAGARGGUGGUCUUGAUGAUUUAUGGGUUACAAUUGAAAGUAUGGGAUACAACAAAGCACUAGAGUUGGACCAGUCCUGUUCAUUCUACAUGGAUAUUUUUGUCAAGAACGGAAARCCAACAUUGRCGGUCAAUGGUGUYGAUAGAUGUCAAGAMGARAUAACAAAAGCUCUAAUCAGCUCUGUGCUACAAACUGGUGGUAAACCUGAAAACAUCAAAGGAAUGAAAGACCUUUUUCUGUAUAAAUAUCAAAGCUCAACGAGAUGUUCUUUGAUCAUUGAAAACCAGUCACAUCAUGAUAUCACAUUGAGGGUGAAUUGUAGCAGUAGCAGGAAUUGUAUCAGCCAUAGAGGUGAUCUAGAUUAUACAAUGGAGAUAUUGGCAGGGAARACUGAGGUUGCCCAUCACAUUCUUCCUGAAGAUACCAAGAAACAGAUGAUAGUGAAACAUAAUAUAGCCAUUGAAAAAUAGACAUUUUAGCGUUUUAGGGACAAUACUUCUGGGUUAGUUUUAAUACAUUAUUGUAUAGGCAUUCUCUAGGUACACAGAGAAUCUUAUAAUUAUUGCUAGAAGGGUUAGUAAAAUGCUCUCAGUAGUAGUGAAAAUAGCUCAAUCUACAACUCUCUCUCUCUCUGUCCAACAAAUAAAAUAUAAAAAAUCUACUGCAUAAAGUAGAGCAUUCACAUC
Exaiptasia diaphana is the source of this 2193-nucleotide messenger RNA. Its product is annotated as EF-hand calcium-binding domain-containing protein 7. The record is from RefSeq and is a predicted model, not a curated record. Gene Ontology annotation, molecular function: calcium ion binding. Lineage: Eukaryota; Metazoa; Cnidaria; Anthozoa; Actiniaria; Aiptasiidae. The transcript is spliced from 12 exons. Bases 61 to 1977 code for a protein of 638 amino acids.